Messenger RNA from Rhinichthys klamathensis goyatoka, 3818 nucleotides. Its product is annotated as integrin alpha-X-like. Bases 96 to 3548 code for a protein of 1150 amino acids. The transcript has 31 exons. Gene Ontology annotation, molecular function: integrin binding. The record is from RefSeq and is a predicted model, not a curated record. Gene Ontology annotation, cellular component: external side of plasma membrane; integrin complex. Lineage: Eukaryota; Metazoa; Chordata; Actinopteri; Cypriniformes; Leuciscidae. Gene Ontology annotation, biological process: cell-matrix adhesion; cell adhesion mediated by integrin; integrin-mediated signaling pathway.
AGCUUUCAGUCAAGUUAAAACACAUCUUCACUUCCAUUUAUUGCCUUGACUGUCCCACCUCAUGCAUCCUCUAUAUAUACACUUGAGAUGAUAUUAUGGACCAGAACUUCUGUAUCAGAUUAUGCAUCUUAUGUGCAUCUCAGUCGUCAGUGAUGGCUUUCAACAUUGACCCUGUUUCCUGGAAAACCUUCACUGCACCUUCACCUUCACAGAGCCAAAAUGUUGCCUUUGGCUAUAAGGUGAUACAGAAAGACGCAUCAAGUCUACUUGUGAGUGAUCCUUUAAUACAACACCAUCAAACUCAAAGAGGACAAAUAUAUCGUUGUGCUGUCACUGAAGGAAACUGCACUCCACUGUCCAUUACCGUCACCAAUGAGGCUGUCAACAUGUCCCUUGGACUUUCAAUGUCUCUAGAUCCUCAGUCUUCAACAGCAGUGGUUUGUGGUCCAACCAUUCCUAAGACCUGUGAUGUAACAACCACUUACAAUGGCAUGUGCUUUAAAAUCAGUCCAGAUAAUGUUGUGAGCAGAUCUGUGCCAGAGACUCUGAGAGAAUGCCCACCAUCACAAAUUGAUAUUGCUUUUUUAAUGGAUGGAUCUGGAAGUGUAAAUUCUCUGAAUUUUAUUAAGAUGAAAGCAUUUGUUAUAGAAAUGAUCAAAAGUUUUGUAGACCGUGAUACACAGUUUGCCAUUGCACAGUUUUCUACAGAAUGUGUCAUUCAUUACAAGUUUCAAGUCCAAAACGCCAUGGCAUGGGAAGAUGCAGUGAAUGGGAUAUCUAAACAGAGAGGAAGGACUUCCACCGCAAAAGCUAUAAGACAUCUUGUGGAUAAACUAUUCGUGAGUAGUGGAGGUGUAAGACCAUCAGCCAGUAAAAUUUUGGUUGUUAUCACAGAUGGUAAAUCAACUGAUUCAAAGUUGUUGACUGAAGCUGUUCAACACGCACAAGCUAAACAUAUAACACGAUAUGCUAUUGGGGUUGGCAAUGCUUUUACUAAUGACAAAGCAACAAAAGAGCUGGCAAUUAUUGCAUCUUUACCCACCAAUAGGCAUGUGUUCAAAGUAACCAAUUUUGACGCUCUGGAAAGUAUUCGUGAAAAACUCAAAGAGAACAUUAUAGCCAUUGAAGGAACCCAGACCUCUGGAGAUUCAUCUCGAAUGGAGUUUGCACAGGACGGGUUUAGUGCAGCAUUUACAUCAAAUACAGAUAUGAUAAUGACCGCAGUGGGAGCUUUCCAGUGGAAGGGUGGAUAUCAGCUGUACAAAACAAAUGAUAUUUCAGAUCAGUCUUUCAAGCCUAAUUCAGUCUUUCAAGCUGGAAGUGAGCAUGACAGUUAUUUAGGUUAUUCCUUGACAAUAGCAACAAUGUCCAGAGCAAAGUAUGCAGUCAUGGGAGCACCAAGACACAAGCAUAAGGGACAAGUAACUGUUUCAAGAAUUGAUCGAAGUGAUUUAAAGCAACUGGAUCCUCCUAAGCCUCAGAUUGGCUCAUAUUUCGGAGCUGAGGUGUGUGUGGUGGAUUUGAACAGUGACUCCUAUACAGACCUACUUUUGGUAUCGGCACCAACGUACACAGAGUCUGACCGAGAGGGCUUAGUGUUUGUUUACAUCAUCACGCGUCAGGCAAAAUUCAUUUUUUCGGAUACACUGGUGGGCAUGGCAGGUCAGAGGGGUCGGUUUGGCUCUUCUCUGGCCAGUCCAGCAGAUCUGAAUGGUGAUGGUUUCAUGGAUGUGCUGGUUGGGGCUCCUUUAGAGGAGGAUGGACAGGGCAGCAUCUACAUCUUCAAUGGCGGAAUAGAUAAAAUAAAUCCCAAAUACUCACAGAGGAUUGCUGGAUCAUCUGUGCGACCAGGUUUGCGGUUCUUUGGGAUUUCAUUGAGUCAGUCUUCUCUAGACCAGACUCGAGACAGCCUUUCUGACAUUGCUGUUGGGUCCAAGGGAGCAGUUCUGCUUCUCAGGUCCAGACCCAUCAUGCUCUUGGAAACCAAAGUAACUUACAACCCAACCAAAAUACCAACCGUUGACCAAACCGACUGCACAAAGCCACUGCAAAACGACCUGACUGUGUGCUUCAUCAUGAGCGGAUACAAACAUCGCAUACCAGGUUUGGCUUCAAAUAUCAGUUACACCAUAAUGCUGGAUUCCAAGCGACAUAAAUAUCGUGCAUACUUCCCAGACAAAAAAACGCUCCUCAGUGAUGUGAUGAACGUUGAGUUAAAGGAAGUAUGCAAACCUCAUCCUUUUUUUAUUGAGGCUUGUUCAGAAGAUGCUCUGAAUCCGUUGGCCAAUCAGAUAACAUUCACAUUUGAGGGUCUUCCAUCAGGAAGUAUGGGAAAUUUGAGACCAGUACUGCUGCCAGAGACAAAGAUCACCACAGACCACAAUCUGGAUUUUGAGAUAGAUUGUGGAACUGAUAAUGUAUGUGUCGAUGACCUUAGAAUGGAUUUCAAUUUCUCUGGAUCUACGAACAUAGAGGUUGGAAUAAUGCAGGAGCUCAACGUGACCGUGUUUGUAGAGAACAGAGGAGAAAACUCAUACAACACUCUCUUCACCCUCAGCUACCCCUUUGGACUUUCCUACAGGAGAUUCACAUCUAAACAGGGCAGAGUGGAGUGUGUGUCUCUGGAUGCUGAGCGAGGAGUUACACUGGGAGAAACCUCCUGCCAGAUCAGUAAACCCAUCCUCAAGGGAAACACUCAGGUUGUGUUUGAUAUUACAUACAGUAUUAAUAAAGAAAGUACACUGGGCCAAAAUGUGAGGUUUACUGCUGCAGUCACGAGUGGGAAUGACAAACACUCAAGCGACAGUGAGUUUAACAAACAGAAAACCAUUGAUGUCAAAUAUGCCAUCUAUAUUGCCUUGAUAAGGCAUGAAAAUUCCACCAUCCACAUUAAUUUUACUUCAGGGAAAAGGGAUCUUAUGAAACCGGUCCAGCAGAUAUUAAAGGUUCAGAAUGACCUCAGAGAAUUAGCUUUCAAAGUUUUCAUCAGAGUACCAGUGAAAUUUGGUGAUACUGACAUCUGGACUAAUUCAAAUUUGCAAAUACCUGGCUGUAACAGUGAGAACAUGACGAAGCCUGUUAUCACCAAUUUUGCAUUGUUGGAAGUUAUUAAAAAUUAUCGUCUGGUGAACUGCUCUGUGGCGGUGUGUGCCGUGUUCAGCUGUGACAUCACUCUCAUAAAGAAUGAAAGGAAACUGUAUAAUAUAUUUGGCAAUGUGAGCUCUGGAUGGAUUGAGCAGACUGGACUCAAGGCUGCUGUUUUUGAGUUGGUCAGUUCAGCGUCUCUGGAUUAUGACAAGAGCAAAUACAUUUUCUUUUCCUCUGAUUCUCAACACACUGCACCGUCUGUCCAGAUUAACACUCAAGUGGAGGUGUUUGAGGAGGUGAACCUGACCAAAGAGACCACUGGAGGAGUAAUAGGAGGACUGUUGCUACUGGCUCUCAUCACAGCGGCUCUCUAUAAAGCUGGGUUCUUCAAAAGCCAGUACAAGCAGUUGCUGCAGGAGGCGCAGGGCGAUGCAGGAGGACAGCCAAACAUGGCACAAUAAUGUGCACUCAAACAGUUGGAAGAUACAAGCACUGAUUGUGUAAUUUGUGUUUUGUGGGCUUGGGAAUGAAACGUGAAUUUAACACCCCCUCUAGCAAAAUAUUCCGGCCUGAUUUAGGACAUUUUAUGAGAAAUGAAAAGUGGACAAAUUUUCAUCGUAAUAUAUUUGAUAUUAAUUCAUAUAUAAUUUUACUUUAUAUCACUAAUAAUCAUUAUCUUAUCUAACCAUGAGCUUAACAAUUACAGUAUAAAGCAUUUCAAAUAUUUAACU